AUUUCUUCUAGCUUUGUGGAUCCCUUACUGCAAUUUGAGUCUCAAUUGAAGAUAAUAGAGUUAUCCUUUAAAAUGGUAUUUGCUAUGCCAAGUAUUGACAAAGUGAAAGAAAUGAGGGACAAUGAAGAUGACAAAGAUGACCUGGAGAAUUUAUACCAAAAUAUUUUAAACACAUUUGAGGACACUCUUCUGAUUUUAGUGUCUAAAGACCUCUACAAGCUACAAAUCUUGAAGGAAAUGGCCGUGUGGAUGAGUGAAGAUAGUUCGUACCUGCAGGAGAGAGCCAUGGUGAUCAUCAGCAGGGUGCUAAGCUUUGCAUGCGGGAAAGUCAGGAGAUAUGCAAGUUUUGAUAUUCCAUGUUUGGGUAUCCUGGCAGCAGAACUCUUUCUUUUGUGUUUCCAUACUGAUCCCUCAAUCAUACAGCAAGCAUCCUCAGGAAUGUAUCACCUACUCUGUAUUGCAAAGUAUCAGGAUGAUAUUGCAAAAAAUAAAACUGCAAAGUAUGGUAAGUCUGGAAGCCAUUGCCUCCUGCCUUUUCCCUGUGGUAUAGAAUUACCACCCAAGAUCUCACAACAAGAGAAAACUAAAAUCGCUCAGGAUGUAGGACAAUCCUUAAUGCCGUCCAUGCUGACUGACUUAGUGUGGAGUCUCCUGAUGAGACUUUCUGCAUCUGAUUAUACAACUGCAUCCGAGGCGGCAACCCUGUUGAAAUUGACUCUGGAAUAUCACGCCCAUAAGGUCACCAUGAUGUCUAAGAUUGUGGAUGCUAUUUAUAAGCAAUUGUGUGGAAAUCCUUCUCACAUUAUGAAGCAAGCUAUGUUGCAAGUCAUCGCCUUAUUGACACUCGCUUCACCGAAGAAGGUCAUCUUUCAACUAAUGGACUACCCAGUCCCAGCAGACAACACUUUGAUACUGAUGUGGCAUACGGCCGGUUCUGUGUCCAGCGUGGCCCCUCAUGUGCUGAAGACCAUUUUGUUGAUCCUGAAAGGAAAGCCUGGGGAAAUGCACGAUAACCUAAUGGAAAGAAGACGCUUCUCUAUCGAUGCUACUAACAUGAUGCCCAUGGCGGCAUCCCAGGCCCUAUGCACAUUGCUGCCUGUUGGUUCUUACAAGAAAGCAGUGGCCCAGUUUUUCCCCCAGCUCCUGAUGGCUCUCCUGUGUCAACUCUUUUACAGCAGCAACCAGAAACUGAUGACAGGGGACGGGCCUUUGUAUGCCCAGGAUGCCCUGAGAGUUCUGCUGAAUUGUUCUGGACUGCAACAGGUGGAUACUGCUCUAGAGAAACAGAAUUGCUGGACCCAGUUUUCCCAAGAGCUGUUUGACCAUUCCGGGGUCCACCUUGUGGCCAAAACUCUCAGUGAAUAUAACUUCCCACAGUUUCCAGAGACUUUGCAUUAUCUCUACAAGCUCUCGGUAGAAGGUCCUAGAAGGUCAGAAGACAGUGUCAUCACAGUAAUAUUCCUCACCCAACUUCUGAAUAACUUCUUCAAGAACCCAUUCCCGGAAGAAUUUUUGAUUCUCUUCAGAAACUGGGUCAAAGACUCCAAUCCUACAGUGAGCGAGCUGAGCCUUCAGAAAAUUGCUCACCUGGCACCAGUUAUCAAUGAGAUAGAAAAUGUCUGCAGCUUAUUAACAUCCAUCCUGGAUGCCUUCCUCUCCAAAGACAAGACUGUUACAAUUCAGGCCUUGCUCACCGUUCGAAAACUUUUAGACAAACUGGACAAGGUGACCUACUCCUCUUUGUGUACCAGAAUUGCUUCCAGCUACUGUCCUCUGAUGGAUCAUAGUAACGGAGAGAUUCGGAGUAUGGCCAUUCAACACUUUGGUGAAUUGCUCAGGGACAUGAGUCAGUACACAUGGUUGCUGAAUGAUGUGAUUCUUCGAGUCUUGGUGCCCCUGAUCCUGUUUUUGGAGGAUACAGAGACAAAAGUAGUUAAAGCAUGUAAAUACACAUUAGAAAUCUGUGUCUCAGAAUUAGGUUGGUCAAAACCAUAUUCACUCACUGAAGAGAAUUACAAUUUUGAGCUGCUGGUGAUCAACAUCUGUAACAGUCUCCGUCUUUCUCAUGGAAGGUACAUUAGAGAUUUGAUAUCUGAUACCUUAGGAUUCUUGAAGAGCUCCCGGGCACAUCUGAGGAGAACAUCAGUUAUUUUAAUAGGGUACUUGGCAAAAUUGUGCGGCCAUUUGCUACACAGAGAUGAAAUUGAAGUUAUGCUUGAGGCUGUUGACCGAAUGCUUCGGGAUGAAGACCCUGUGAUCAAGGAGUUGGCGAAAAUAACCCACAGCAUUUUUAAGGAAAUAGCCGAUAGAUUUACCACCUCAAAUCUUAAACAAAGCUUCCGAAGAUUGUUUAACUUCAUCUGCGUCAAAAAAUUGAAGCCUCUUUAUAAUUAUAAUGGGCCCAACAACCUGACAGUCAGUCCUAUGGGGAUUAAAGAAACGAAGAAUGACAAGGAAAGCCUUAUGGAUGAGAAUUAUAAAGACAUUUUAGGAAAGAAGAAGUUCCCUCGUGCCUUGAAGUGCACCUCUGAAAAGGAAUAA
Molecule: messenger RNA, 2541 nt
Organism: Ceratotherium simum simum (southern white rhinoceros)
Lineage: Eukaryota; Metazoa; Chordata; Mammalia; Perissodactyla; Rhinocerotidae
Source: RefSeq, a predicted model, not a curated record